AUGCGCAUGCUCGUGAUUGAAAGAGGGAUGGUGAUCUACAUCUGCUUCUUCAAAGGAGCCACAGAUGACAUCCUACCCAAGAUGGUGUCCACGCUGUUGAACCUGCGGCUGAGCGAGUCGGAUUCUGGGAAGAUGGUGUCAGUGUUGGACCUUCCCGGGAGUUUGCUGAUUGUCCCUCAGGCCACGCUGGGAGGAAAGGCCAAAGGCAGAGGCAUGCAGUACCACAACAACAUCAGCAAGGAGGAUGGGCUGCGACUGUACAGCGCAUUCGUUGCUCUGUGUGAGAAGGAGCUGAAUGCUGCUGUAGCUGAGAGCAGCGCUGAAGUGACAGUAAAACACGGGACCUAUGGUAACAGACAAGUGCUGAAGCUUGACACCAAUGGACCAUACACACAUCUGAUGGAGUUCUGAAGCUGAGCUCACCUUCUCAGAGACAAGAUGUCAUACUAUUGUGUCUACCAAUGCAGCUAGAAAGACUGAUGUACUCGUAUCUGAGUUGUGCAUCUUUCAAUAUAAACAAAAUAAAAGAGAUUUAGAAUU
Molecule: messenger RNA, 540 nt
Organism: Pundamilia nyererei
Lineage: Eukaryota; Metazoa; Chordata; Actinopteri; Cichliformes; Cichlidae
Gene: dtd2
Product: D-aminoacyl-tRNA deacylase 2
Exons: 3
Coding region: 1-411 (136 amino acids)
Biological process (GO): tRNA metabolic process
Cellular component (GO): cytoplasm
Molecular function (GO): D-tyrosyl-tRNA(Tyr) deacylase activity
Source: RefSeq, a predicted model, not a curated record